Molecule: messenger RNA, 3177 nt
Organism: Ectocarpus sp. CCAP 1310/34
Lineage: Eukaryota; Phaeophyceae; Ectocarpales; Ectocarpaceae
Source: the annotation of a GenBank genome assembly
AUGCGUGCGCUGAUCGGAGAGUUUUUGAUAUCGUUCAAACCCGAAGUGGGUGCGCUUUCGUUCCCAAAUGCGUUCGUUUCCAAUGGUCUCCAGCGUAUUCCCCUUGCAGGUUGUGCCGAGCUGGAGCCGGGAGACGUAAUUGAAGUGUCUGCCGCGCCGCUACUACGAGUACCGGUGGAAACCCUGAAGGCGGCACCAUCUUCGAUUCCUACCGGCCCCACGGCCUCUACAUCACCACCUCGGGUCAACGUCGUGGGCCCCAUGUCGGGGACUCGCCGCUCACCGGACCCAGCCUCCGCCCCGCCUCCUCCGAAGCCGCCUCCACAAGAAGUACUGAAAUGCUUCGCUGAGGCACAGCGCUCCAGCUUCAUGCGCUUGUGGGCUAGGCUGCCCGCACAUAUGAACAUCGCCUUCGAUCUACACAAUCCGGGAUGGACACCCGAGGUUAUUGAUCGGUUGGCGGACGCCCUUGUUGAGUAUUUUGACGUGUUCUCUACUUCGAAAACUGAUUUUGGUUCCUGCACCAUCAUGCUUUUCACUCUUUCUGUCCCAGCAGGGACGAAGCCCGUUGCGUCACGCCAGUAUCGUUUCAGCCCGAUAGUACAAAAGAAAGUGGAUGCCGUUUUGGGCCAGUAUUUGGCGGCAGGGCUCAUUCAGCAUUCCACGUCUCCGUGGGCUUCUCCUUUAGUUGUCAUCCCCAAGAAGGACGGAUCGGUUCGCAUCACCAUCAACUACAAGCGUCUCAACGCCCUGAUGGAUUUGGAUGGACAACCUCUCGCUCGGGUGGACGGUAUCUUGAAUUUUCUGUACACCGGGAAAGUGUUCUCCAUUAUCGACCUCAACUCGGCUUUUCACCAGAUCGGAGCCAACGCAAGUCCGUCUUGGUUCGUCAAGGUCAUCAACAGAGUGGUGCACGAUCUGGAGCGUGUGCUUGCGUAUCUGGACGACGUCAUCUGUUUCGAUCAUGGACCUCUGGAACACGUGCUGAACAUGAUCGAGUUCUUCAAACGACUGCGACAGUACAACCUCAAACUGUCUCCAGGGAAGGCUCGCGUCGGCGCCACGCACGCCAACUUCCUCGGUCACACCAUCUCUCCGGCCGGUCUACUACCGGAAAUUCCUCAAGAAUCUCGUCACCAAGGUGCGAUCUCUCAACUAUCUUCUCAAACAAGGCGUGCCCUUCAAGUACACCCCGGGCAUGGUCAAGGUCGUCAAAACAUUGUUAAACGAACUCGCUCGCCCCCCGAUUGUGGUCUCCCGGAUUGGGCAGCAAUCGAGGACAACAGCCGUCCUCUUCGUUUGUGUUCCGACGCGUGUAUCGACGGCUUUGGCGCCUCCUUGGAACAAGAACAUCUCGAUGGCUCGGUGAGACCCAUCGUGUACAUCAGCCGCGCUACUCUUCCUGUGGAGCGUUACUGGACCGUUUUGGAUCUGGAGGUUCGUGGCAUUGUUUGGGCCAUCAAACGCCUUCGCGGUUUUCUGUGGUCGACCAAGUUCAUCAUCUAUUCGGACCACAAAGCCUUGGAGAGCAUUGGCAAGGUUGGGGAACACAACGCUGGGGUGCAACGGUGGCUGGAGUUUCUGUCCAACUUCACCUACACCCUGGAGUAUCGGAAAGACCGUUUCAGUCGGAGAGCCGACAAGUUCGCUGUCACAGCGGCAGAGUGUACGGCGAAAGGGACGGCUCACAUCUUCGUCAACCAGUACAUGACCAAGUGGGGAUGUCCGACUACAUUAUUGUCGGACAACGGACUGCAUUUCUGCUCGAAGCUCUCCAUGGCGAUCUACGAGUUGACGAAAAUCAUGAAGGUCACCACCAGCUGCUACCACCCGCAGACCAACAGCGGCACGGAACGCGUCAAUCACACGAUGGCCAACAUGCUUGCGGUGGUCGUCAACGAACAGCAAAACGAUUGGGACAUACAUCUCCCGCCGUUAAGUUUGCCUACAACAAUGUCGUCAACCGGUCCACUGGUUUGGCGCCAAACGAGAUCCACAUCGGACGCAUCCCGCGAUUUCCCCUCUCGGUCUUCGAUCAUCCCACGAUCGGUGGUCAUCAAAGCUUGGCCCGCGAUCAACUCGAGUAUUGCAACCUGGCCGUCGAUCGCCAGCGCCGGGCCUACGAACUUGUCCGUGCUCAAGGCCAAAUUCGCACUCUCCUGGACGGGGCCCUACAAUGUUUUNCUGCUGGACGCCAUUCACAAGCUCCCUCAGUUUACCGUUGGCGGGUGGACUUGGGUGUACAUCACGGCUGCUACGAUUCGACAGGGUGUGCAAAAGGACACGGACCAACAGGUGCUCAAGGCCAAAUUCGCACUCUCCUGGACGGGGCCCUACAAUGUUUUUGCGGUGGGUCCCGCUUCUGCCGACGCCACCCCGGACGGCAGCCCGUUGGCGCGUAAACUCCUCUACCUGGACCUGACUUCCGGUCUUUCCGGCCCAGCAACUCGAUGUCGCGUGUCUGUCCUUCGUUGCAAGCUCUGUCGCGAUCCAUACGAGACGGACGACUUGCCGCAGUCUCUACCCGCCGAGCUUUCGCGUUAUGUUCUGCACUCUUUCGGAGACAAAUCUCCACCGUUCCACGUCACCGCGGAUGAUGUGUCGGUGCCUGUCGGGCGCCUCGAGGUCGACUACACCUCGGGACAUCAACUGGUGCGGGGCCGUAGCGGCGUUCUCGCUGUCCUGUACCAGACGCAUUGGUUAGGCCUAACUACUCCUUCAUGGGAACGGGAAUCCGACCUCGAUCGAUUCCGUCGACACAUCCUCUUGCGCUGGUUCCGGGAGGUCUGCCAAAGCAAGCAGGGUAAUCGUGCAUAUCGAGUGGCUCGGACUCGCGCGGCACAGCGGGAGCUAGCCCGGAGUCGUGGAGAACACUAUUUGCCUCAUGGGGCUGAUCUUGUGCUUCACGCGACUUGGCUUCGUGGUUUCAGCACUUCGCCCCUCCCUGUUGGCGCGCGGCUGUGGUACAAGGCCAGCGAUGGACUNGCUCGGACUCGCGCGGCACAGCGGGAGCUAGCCCGGAGUCGUGGAGAACACUAUUUGCCUCAUGGGGCUGAUCUUGUGCUUCACGCGACUUGGCUUCGUGGUUUCAGCACUUCGCCCCUCCCUGUUGGCGCGCGGCUGUGGUACAAGGCCAGCGAUGGACUGUGGUGGACCGGACGUAUUGGUGCUCAUUAG